Rubroshorea leprosula is the source of this 732-nucleotide messenger RNA. The record is from the annotation of a GenBank genome assembly. Lineage: Eukaryota; Viridiplantae; Streptophyta; Magnoliopsida; Malvales; Dipterocarpaceae.
CCUGAGAUAACUGGUAAACCUUGCUGCCAUAGCCAAACAUGGCAAGAGCUAGGAAGGAGUUGAUGUGUUGCUGUUUGAGAGCUAUCUCUGAUGGAUGCACAAGCAUAACAAGCCUUAAUCAAUGCUAUCCAAACAUGGCAGGAGGAAGGAAGGAGUUUGAUGUGUUAGUGUGUGAAGCUAUGUCUGGUGGAUGUACAAGUGUAACAAACUUCAGAUCAAUUUACGGAAUUCCUGGGAUUGUUCAAGAAUCUAAUGUGACAACUACUCGUGAAUUGAGAAACCUUGGCAAAUUGGUUAAAAUCCAGCAUCAAUCCUCUAUGCUGCCAACACACCUGUGGAAUAGCAAAAGGAAAAGGAGAUUGGCCAUGGCAAUUGAACUUAACCAGCAAUAGGAGGUAUAUGAAGAAGAUUGAACUUGUGAAAACAUGAAGACUUUUACAAGCUUCACUAUUUGUUUCUUUUGGGAUAUACAGCACAGAAAGUGAAGCAGGAAAGAAGAGGAUUUAGCAAGAUGUAACUUGCAUUUUAUGUUAUAUUGGCCACCAUGUGCCCCAGUUGUUCAUAAUGAUAUGACAAAUGAUAUGUUGAUUUAUUGAAAAAAGUUGAUGUUUAUUGCCCUUUCAUCAUUCUUAGGUAUGCAAGCUUUUUGCCUUUUUACUUUUUGUUGUGGUUAUUUUGGCCUUACAUUUUGGUAGAGUAUAUUUAUUGACUAAAUACAUGCAAUUGUACACU